Molecule: messenger RNA, 3654 nt
Organism: Erigeron canadensis
Lineage: Eukaryota; Viridiplantae; Streptophyta; Magnoliopsida; Asterales; Asteraceae
Exons: 25
Coding region: 373-3432 (1019 amino acids)
Cellular component (GO): mitochondrial outer membrane
Molecular function (GO): ATP hydrolysis activity; ATP binding
Source: RefSeq, a predicted model, not a curated record
CAACACAACAACACAAACCUCUAUCUUCUUCCAUACCUUUUAACUUAGGUUAAACACAUACACACAUCAAUUCAAGAAAACACAACACAAAUCAGUUUCAUCCUUUAUUUAUUUUUAUCUUUUGUUUUUUCCGAUAGUGAAGGGCAGAUCCCUUUACACCCCCUUAAUAACCACCCCACCUUUCCCUCAUUCUCUUUCAAUACUUUCAUACCUCACUUCACAUAAUAAAUAAUAAUAAAGUUUUAUACUUUUUGUUCUGAUGCAUAGAUACAUGAAUUAAAGAAACAAUUUCAGAAAGUAGUCUGGGUUAGUAAGUGUAUUGCUGGGAACCGUUCCCAUCUUUUUAAUUUAUACAAAGUGUGCGAGACUCUAAUGAAUUCAGUAAGACUAAAGUACAAGAAUAGAAGAUGGGAUCUCUUGUUUCAACCAUGCAGAUAUUUGAUUGGUUUAAAUAAUCCUGAUAGAACCUGUUAUCGGUCGUUAAGCCGUUCCACUGUUGAAACAAACCGGUUGACUGGGAAUGCUGUUUUUAGAAGGCAUCUAUCAAAGUCUCCAACUUUUUCUGGCUCUAAUUCGACAAGGUUGCUAGCGGGUUCAUAUGCAAAUUCUAGUGGUUCUUUUCGGUUUUAUAGUUCAGAGGGUGAUGGAAGAAAUGCAAGUGGAGAUAAACAUGUGCCCUUGAAAGAUGCGUCCAAAACCGACGAGGGCAGUAUUGCUAAAGAAAGUAUAAAGGUGGAAGUGAAUCACCAUGAUGCACAUGCUCGUUUAGGAGAGCAAGAUCAGAAAGAAUGGCUUAUAAAUGAGAAAUUGGCAAUUGAAAGUAAAAGGAAAGAAUCACCUUUUUUAACCAAACGACAAAGAUUCAAAAAUGAGUUUGUAAGGAGAAUUAUUCCGUGGGAGAAACAAACGGUUUCAUGGGACACAUUUCCUUAUUAUAUACAUGAGCAAUCUAAGAAUCUUUUAGUGGAAUGUGCUGCUUCUCAUUUAAAAAACAAGAAGUUUACUACUGCAUAUGGUUCGAGGCUAGAUUCUUCAAGUGGGAGAAUAUUGCUUCAGAGUGUACCAGGCACCGAGCUUUAUCGAGAGAGAUUCGUUAGAGCACUUGCACAGGAUUUACAAGUUCCAUUAUUGAUUCUUGACAGCAAUGUUUUAGCUCCUUAUGAUUUUGGUGAAGAUAACUCAGAAAACGAGUCAGACGAUGAACAUGGAGAAUCAGGUGAAGAGGUUACUUCAGAAUCCGAAAUUGAAGACGAGGCAAGUAAUGAAGAAGAUUGGACUAGCAGUGGUGAGUCUAAAUCAGAUGAUGAGGACAUGGAGGCGCGGGCAACUGCAGCCUUAAAAAAGCUUGUUCCUGGGAACCUUGAAGAUUUUGCAAAGAACAUCGCCGUUGUUGGGGAGAUUUCCUCUGAAUCUUCAAAGGAGGAGGAGGCAGAGUCUUCUGAGGAAGCAAAGGAGCAAUUAAAGAAAGGGGAUCGUGUGAAGUAUGUUGGGAAAGAUGUUGUUGUCGAAGAAAAUGGCAGGAUUAAUUUGGGGUCGAUAGCAACAUCUGAUGGAACAACAACUGCAUAUACCGUUAUCUCACGCAGACCUUUAGCCACUGGUCAACGUGGAGAGAUUUAUGUGGUUGAUGGGGAAAGAGCUGCAGUUAUCUUGGACAGGGCGGAAGACAAGACGGAUGAUGUGAAAGACAAUGAGAAAGUUGAUGAAUCUGCAAACCCAUCAGUAUACUGGAUCUAUGUUAAGGAUAUUGAACGCGAUUUUGAUACUGAAGCUGAAGACUGGUAUAUUGCAAUGCAGGCAUUAUCUGAGGUGUUGCGUUCUGAGCAACCUCUUAUUGUAUAUUUCCCAGACUCAUCUUUGUGGUUGUCACGGGCUGUUUCUAAGUCAAACCGCAAAGAAUUUGUGAAUAGGCUUCAGGAAAUGUUUGAUCAGAUUUCAGGACCUGUUGUAUUGAUAUGUGGACAAAACAAAGUCGGUACUGGAUCGAAAGAAAAAGAGAAAUUUACUAUGAUUCUUCCAAAUCUCGGCCGCCUUGCUAAGUUGCCUCUCUCUUUGAAACGACUCACUGAGGGACUAAAGCCAACGAGAAGGUCAGAGGACGAUGAUAUUUACAAGAUAUUCACCAAUGUUAUGUCGCUGCAUCCUCCAAAGGAGGAAGAUCCCCUUAAAGUAUUCAAUAAACAAAUUGAUGAAGACAGACAGAUUGUUAUAUCACGAAGUAAUAUAAAUGAACUGCAUAAGGUUCUUGAAGAAAACGAGCUGUCUUGCGUGGAUCUGUUGCAUGUAAACACCGACGGGGUGAUACUGACAACAAAGAAAGCUGAGAAUGUUGUUGGGUGGGCUAAAAAUCAUUACUUAUCCAUUUGUGACCUUCCUUCCGUGAAGUCAGAUAGAUUGAAUUUGCCCCGUGAAAGCCUUGAAGUUGCAAUUUUGAGGCUAAGGGAGCAUGAAUCAAUCUCUAAGAAGCCUGCACAAAAUCUAAAGAAUCUUGCCAAGGAUGAGUACGAGAGCAACUUUAUUUCAUCGGUUGUCCCCCCCGGUGAAAUUGGUAUCAAAUUUGAUGACAUUGGGGCUCUUGAGGAUGUAAAGACAGCAUUACAUGAAUUAGCUAUUCUUCCAAUGAAGAGACCCGAGCUUUUCUCUCGUGGAAAUCUGUUGCGGCCUUGCAAAGGAAUAUUGCUUUUCGGGCCUCCUGGAACUGGGAAAACGCUUCUUGCAAAGGCCCUUGCAACUGAAGCAGGAGCCAACUUUAUCAGCAUAACAGGUUCCACACUUACAUCUAAGUGGUUUGGUGAUGCCGAAAAACUUACGAAGGCUCUCUUCUCAUUUGCCAGCAAGUUGGCCCCUGUAAUUGUUUUUGUUGAUGAGGUUGAUAGUUUACUUGGUGCCCGUGGAGGAGGCUUUGAGCAUGAGGCCACCAGAAGAAUGCGAAACGAGUUUAUGGCAGCGUGGGAUGGACUGAGAUCUAAAGAUAGUCAGCGGAUUCUCAUUCUUGGUGCCACAAAUCGACCGUUUGAUCUUGAUGAUGCCGUGAUCCGUCGGUUACCACGAAGAAUAUACGUGGACUUGCCGGAUGCUGACAAUAGAUUGAAGAUACUGAAAAUAUUUCUUGCUCAAGAGAACAUUGAACCUGAUUUUGAUGUACGAAGUCUUGCAAACGCAACAGAAGGAUAUUCCGGAAGUGAUUUAAAGAAUCUUUGUAUUGCUGCGGCAUAUAGACCUGUUCAAGAACUUCUAGAUCAAGAAAAGAAGGGAAGUAAACAUGAUACGGCUCCAGUACUAAGACCGCUCAAUUUGGAUGAUUUUAUUCAAUCUAAAGCCAAGGUGGGGCCAUCGGUGGCUUAUGAUGCCGCAAGCAUGAACGAACUUAGGAAAUGGAACGAGCAAUAUGGAGAAGGUGGAAGCAGGAGAAAAUCACCCUUUGGCUUCUGAUUCUACCAUCAGUCGCAGUUUUGUUCGUCACUUCUAUAGAUAGAAGAUAAUUAGCUAGUAACCUUAGCAGCUGAAAUCUUUGUACUUGUUAUUAAUGGGAGAGUUGUCCCUGGUCACGAUGUAAUGUAUUACGACCUGUACAAGAUUAUAGAUAGUGGCUGAUACAAACGUUCCUAGAUUUUUUGUCCCAUUUAUAUCUCAUAAGAGUUUACCUUGACUAGA